Messenger RNA from Aspergillus nomiae NRRL 13137, 702 nucleotides. Its product is annotated as putative translation initiation factor IF3. The transcript has a single exon. Bases 1 to 702 code for a protein of 233 amino acids. Gene Ontology annotation, biological process: ribosome disassembly; mitochondrial translational initiation. Lineage: Eukaryota; Fungi; Ascomycota; Eurotiomycetes; Eurotiales; Aspergillaceae. The record is from RefSeq and is a predicted model, not a curated record. Gene Ontology annotation, cellular component: mitochondrion. Gene Ontology annotation, molecular function: translation initiation factor activity; ribosome binding.
AUGAAGCAUAUACGUGGUUUCAUCUCUACGACACAAGCCUUGCGUCGUAUCUUUCUUGCACCUAUAGAAACUCCUAGACCCCAGUUUCUCCGUCCCGCUUUUCUUCCGACCUUCGCGCACUCGCGCCUUCUUUCCAUCCGCCGCCAGCCUCAACAGCAAGAUGCUCUGCUCCAGGCAAGGGCAAGACAGGUGAAAGAUGAAGAAAUCCGGUCAGAAUAUAUCCAACUCGUGAACGAGGAUGGUAAACUGGAUCCACCAGUAAGGCUUCAUGAUGCCUUGCUGACAAUAGAGCGCCCGGACAACUUCAUAUUACAGGUCUCCCCUGGCUUCCGCGGCCGGGCACCUGUAUGCAAGGUCGUAAAUCGACUUGAGAUGCGGGAACAAGAACGUGCGAAAGCAAAAGCUGCUCACGUCAACAAGAAUUCGCUUAAGCAGAUCGAGCUGAACUGGGCUAUCGACGCCCAUGAUCUCGCCCACCGCCUGAAGCAAUUGACAAGCUUCCUGGACAAGGGCCGGAAAGUAGAGGUUAUAUUGACCAAGAAGAGAGGCAAGAGGUCACCCACUGUGGAGGAAGUCAAACAUGUGAUGGAUAGUGUGUUGCAGGCUACUAAGGAUGCCAAUGCUAUGCAAGUGAAACCGAUGGAGGGAGAACCCGGCAAACAUGUGGUACUUGUUGUGAAGAGAAAGGAUUCGGGCCAAUGA